AUGAGUAACACAACGUGUUCAAAUCAAAAUCUUAAUGUUAAACAUGUUGCAACUCUAUUCGAAGAAGUUCAAAAUCGUUAUAUUAAAAAAUUAACAACUAUUGAUGAAAAACAUAUAUUGGCUGAUGAACGUCAUAAGCAAAAAUUAGCCGUUUAUGAAAGUUAUGUAAAAGAUUUAUCAAUUCAAACACGUUUACUCUUACAAAGUCUUGAUGAACUUGAAAAAGAAGCUAAUCAACGUGUUGGUUUACUUGAAAAUAAACUCAAAAAAGCACAUGCAUCUUUACAACAACAUCAUUCAUUAUCAGAUGUAACAAAAAGCGUUAGCAGUAUUGAAUCAGAAAAAUGGAAAUUAAAUCAUGAAAAUCUUGAUUUAAAACAUGAUCUCGAUUCAUUAAUAAUAUUUAUUAAUACAGCUAAGCGAACAGGUAAAUGGGAUACAAAAAGACUUCAAUUAAAAACUAUUCCAAUUGAUCGUAUAAUUGGUAUAUCAAAUGAUGAUAUACAUCCUACAGUACCUUUACAUAAAGAAAUUCAAUAUCGUGAUGAACGUAUACAAGUUUUACAAGCUGAAAUUGAACAACUUCGAAAAACAAAAAAUGAAUUAGUUAAAGAAUCAUCGAAUAAACAGUCAUCUUUCUCUUCAUUUAUGGAAGUUGAUGAAUCGAAAGAAAAAAAUAUUGUUCUUUCAAAAAAAGUUGAAGAUCUUCGUGCUCAACUUAUUGAAGAAUGUCAAAAAACUGAAACACUUAAAAUGGAUAUACGUCUCAAAACUAAUGAAUUGAAAGAUCUACAAGAAGAAUUUCAACAAAAUAAACAACGUUAUGAUGAACAUAUACAUGAUUUAUCAACAAAAUUAAAAACAAUAACAGAUCGUCAUCGAGAAUCAACAACAUCACUUAAUAAUGAUAUUAAAAUAAAAAAACAACAAAUUGAACAAUAUACACAACAAAUCGAACAAGUUCUAAAUGAAAAAGUUCAACUUGAAAAUGAGCGUAGUGAUUUACAACGACAAUGUCGUGUUAAAGAUGCCAUAACAACUGAUUUAGACGUACAAAUUCGUAAUCUUCAACGAGAAUUAUCAUCAAAUAAUUAUCCAAUUAUUCCUAUACAACCUGUUGAAUCAACUGUAUCAAAAAUAGAAUAUGAAAAACUUGAUCAAGAAUUACAUUCAAUUAAAAAACGACUUGAUGGAAUUACAGCUGAAGUUAAAAUGAAAGAUGCAUUAAUUAAUAAACUUGAACAAGAUCUUCGAGCAUUAAAAAAAUCUCACGAUGAACAAUUAGAACAACAUAUUAAAAUAUCGACAAAUGAUACUGAACAAUUACAUACAGAAAUUCGAGCAUUAAAACGUCUAUGCGAAGAAAAACAAGAUCAACUUCAUAAACAAUCGUUAGAAUUACGUACAUAUCAAGAACAUUUAACUGUUGAACAAAAUAAAAAUAUUACAAAUGAACAUGAACAUAAAAAAUUAUCUAAUAUAAUACAAUUAUCAAGAGAACAAAUUGAAAAACUUGAACAUAAUCUACAAGAAUUUACAAUAAAAAAUGAACGGUAUGAAUAUACAAUAAAUGAAUUAAAUUCACGAAAUAAUUUAAUUGAAGCAAAAUUAAUUGAAACAAUGACAUUAAUUGAUUUACGUAAUAAAACAUUAAUUGAUUAUGAACAACAAAUGGAUAAAAUAAAAAUUGAAUUAAUACAAAAACAUAAAGAAGUUCUUGAUAAACAAUGUCAUAUUGAACAAUUAGAACAAAUUGUUAUUGAUAAAACAGCUGAUGUUGCACAAUUAACUGAAACACUUGAAACAGGUCUUGUUAAAAGUCAUCAUCGAGAAAAAUUUGCUGAAGAUAAUGCAUCAAAAGCAUUACAUGAUAUUAAAGUUUUACAACGCGAACUUCGUCAUGUAUCAGAAACAUUAACUCAACGUGAACAUACAAACAAUGCACUUAAUCAACAAAUUCAACAAUUAACAAAUGAAUUAAAAGCUAAACAAGAUGAAUUUCAACAAAUACAAAAAUCAUUAAAUAAACAAUUAGCAAUUAAACAAGAACACCUUGCACGUUAUGAUCAAAAUCUUCAUGAAGAAGAAAUAAAAUCCAAAUAUGCUAAAGAAGAAUGUUUAAUACAAGAAAAAGAAAUUGCUCGUUUAAAUAAAGUUCAAGAAGAACAAGAAAAUCGUAUUAAAAUAUUACAACAAGAUCUAUUAAAACUUCAAGAAGAGAAAGAAUCAAUAAAUGUUCAAUAUGAACGUUCCGAAGCUGAUUUACGUAAUAUAAAAAUUCUACGUGAAGAUGAAACACGUAAAUAUCGUCAUGAAAUUGAAAAAUUAAAUAGUGAAAUGUCAUCAUUAAAAACGAAUGAAAUUGAUUUAUUAAAAAAUAUUGAUGAAUUAAAAGAAAAUCUUUUAAAUGUAACAAGUGAACGUAAUGAUAUACGAGAACAAAAUGAAAAUUAUCAAAAUGAAAUUGAAACUAUACAAAAAAUGUUAUGUGAUGAAACUGAAUCAGCUUCAAAAUCUGGAUCAAAAAUUGUUUUAUUAACACGACAAUUAGAUGAAGAACAAAAACGUGCUACAGAUGCUAUACAUCAAUUAGAUGAAUUAAGAAUACAAUCGAAAAGUUCAUUAAUGACAAUUGAUACAUUGAAAACUGAACUAAGUCAAGCACGUUCACUUAUACAAGAGCAUGCUGUUAAAGAAGUGGAUUUAAAACAAAAUUUAACUCGAACAAAUUCAUUCUUACAAGAAACAAAUAAAUCACUCGAUGAUCGUCAACGUGAAAUAGAAACACUUAAUCAUCUUUUAUCACGUUUGCAAAUUGAUUAUGAAAAAUCAAAAAAUGAUUUAUCAACUGUACAAGAUCAAAUAAUUCAACAUGAAAUUGGAAAUCAAACAUUAAAACAACAUUUAACAGAAAAAACAAAUGAAUUAUCAGCAAUAACAAAUCGUCUUCAUCAAAUACAACAAGAUUUUCAUUCAUAUGAAAAAGAACAUCGAUAUUCAAAUGAAGAAUAUUUUGAACGUGAACAACGUAUGAAAACAAUUGAAAAUGAAUUAUCAAUGAUGAUUAGUAAUUAUGAAAAACUUCAACGUGAACAUGCUACUUUAAAUGAAGAUUUUACUAAUUGUCGAUAUGAACUUGAAGAAAGUCAAAAAUCUGAUAUUAUACAUAAAGAACAAUUAGUACAAUCAAUAGAUGAAGCGAAAAUCUGUAAACGAAAAUUAACAUUACUUGGCAAUUGUUUCAAGACAGUUGUUCGAAAGGCAUCUGAAACAAGUGAACGAUGGGCUAGUAUCACAUCAAAACUUCAUGAACAAAUAACUGAUUUAAGUGAAGAUGCAAAUAGACUUCGUAUACUUGAUGAACGUUUUGAACAAUCAACAAAAAUGUUAACACUUUUACGAAGUCAACAUGAAGAUUUAAUUUUACAAUUUAUGACUGUUAAACCUGUUCUUGAAAAAGCUCAUUUAUAUGUACGAGAAUAUAGACGUAAAUGGUCUCAAACAAGUGAUGAAAAUCGUCAUUUACGUAUGGAAAUAAAACGUUUGCGAGCUAAAAUUGAUGAUUUUCAUCGAGCUGAAGGUAUAAUGCAUACAAAAAUUGAUGAACAAGAAAUGAAUUUAGUACAAUUACGUAAAGAACUCAAUAAUGAAACACAAUCUCAUUCUGAAUGUCAAAUACUUAUUGAACGUUUAAAACAUACAUUAGAUGAUACAAUACAAGAACGUGAUCAAUUAAUUAAAAAUAUGACAAAUGUUAAUAAAAAGCUUGAAAAGCUUGAAAAUGAUAUUGAUGGAUAUACAAAUGAAAAUCGUUUAUUACAUCAAGCAACACAAAAAUUAGAAAAACAAUUAGCAAAUACACAUGCACAUAAUGAAUCAUUACAAAGAACAUAUCAACAAAAUGAAUUAUCAUAUCAAGAAAAAAUAAAUGAAUGUGAAUCAUUAUUAGUAUCAUUAAAAGAUGUUAAUAAAGAUUCAUUAUGUUUAUUAGAGCAGAAAAAAGCUGAAUUAAAUAUGACACAAUCGGAAAUACAAUCAUUAAAAUAUGAACAAUCCACAACAGCUACAGAGUUUGAAAAAAUUGAAGAAAUGAAUCAAGAAUUAAAACGACAUAUAUCAAUGCUUGAACGAUCAAAUGAUGAAUCUAAACGUGUAAUACGAAAACGUGAAAAAGAACUUGAACAAAUCAAAAAUGAAUUUGAAUAUAAUAUGAAAAAUAUUUCAUCACUUAAUACUAAGUGUACAAAACAAGAUGCAGAAUUAAAUGUUCUUCGUCUUGAAAAUGCAUCUUUAAGUAAAGAAUUAAAAUUAAUGCGUGAAAAUGUUCAUCGUUGUGAAGAAGAACAAAGACGUUUAAGAAAAGAUUGUGAUCAAGCAUUAAAUUUUAUUCAUGAUGGUAUUCCAGAAUUAUGUUUGGACAAUGGUAUUAGCAACAAUAAUCGAAAUGGAACAUUACAAGAACAUUUAAAGAAAAUACCAUCGUUAAUGCAACAAUUAACAGGCGAUAGAGAAAAUUUAAAAACUAAAAAUGCACUUUUAGUACAAUUUGUUCAUGGACUUUCUCAUGAUCUUAAUGAUUGUCAGAGUAGUCAGAAAAAAUACAAAUUGCUCAAAGCACAUUCAAAACAACAACAAUUAUUAUUAAAUCAAUUAGAAACUCACGUUCGUUUUUAUGAAUCUGUUUUCAAAGAAAAAGGAUUCUUUCCAACAAUUGAAUAUUCAUCAGGAUCAACAGUAGCUUCAGCACCGGAUGUUAUCGACAAUUUAUGUAUUAUGAAAAAUCUUGAUGGAUCGAAAUCUACAUUUCUUACAAAAAUAAAUGUAUCAUUGAAUUAUCAACAUUGUUUAGAAUUUAAAUAUCUUAUUACUGGAACUAUUAUAGAUUGUUGUAUGAAUUUUUAUGGGAAAAUUUGGACUAAUACUAAAAACCAAUCGAUAUUAUUUUUCAGUUUUUGUAUUCCGAAUGAACAACCUGAAUUACUUUGGUAUUCUUUUACUGUUCUACUUCCAGAAAAUUUAACUAUGAUUAAUAUAGUCACAGACAGUAAUGGUAUUGCUAGUAAUCAUUCAUUAAUCAUUAAAGAUUUAUUUAUUCAACAAUGUGAUCAAAUUUCGACAUUACAAAACAUUUUAUUGAUGAAUUCAACUAUUGUUUCUUCAUGGUUAAAUGCAAAAACAAAUUUCUGGAUUCAAUAUCGAUGGAUAUUCAUCAUAGGUAUUCUUAUACUUUUGUUCCUUUCAUUCAUCAUUAUUACUGUUAUACUCUAUGCAUCUCAUCGAAUAUUUCAUCAACAAUCAACGAUAACCGAACGAAUUCAAAUUUCAUCUAUGAAUCUUUCUCAACAUUUUUAUGAAGAACCAAUAUCAAUUAUUUUAACUCCUCCAAUAGAUAUAAGUGUGUAUGAUCAUGUUCGAGAUAAUUAUGUAUAA
Messenger RNA from Rotaria sordida, 5430 nucleotides. The record is from the annotation of a GenBank genome assembly. NCBI's taxonomy places the organism in Eukaryota, Metazoa, Rotifera, Eurotatoria, Philodinida, Philodinidae.